Messenger RNA from Cuscuta epithymum, 813 nucleotides. Lineage: Eukaryota; Viridiplantae; Streptophyta; Magnoliopsida; Solanales; Convolvulaceae. The record is from the annotation of a GenBank genome assembly.
CUAUCCUUAUACACAGCAUAAGCCUUUCCCUCUGCCCACAAUCUCAGCAUUUUCCAUUCACCAUCGAUCGCUACAUUCCCUUCAUCCUAAUAAAUCUCCUAUCAAUCUUCCGUUUGCUAGAAAAUGGCUUUGAGCUCGAACGCUUUUUGUUCACUGGCGGUGUACAUUCUCGCCGUGUGGCCGAUCACCGCGGCGGCAGAAGAUUGCGGCUCCGUCAUAAUGAUAGACAACCUGGCUGAUUGUCUAUCUUUCGUCUCCAAUGGCAGUACGAAGACGGAGCCGCAGGGGAGCUGCUGCUCCGGGAUCAAACUGGUGUUGAAAACCAACCGGAGUUGCCUGUGUGAAGGGUUUAAGAGCAGCGCGGAUUUCGGAGUUUCUCUGAACGUCACCAAGGCGAUGACGCUCCCCUCUGCUUGCAACGUUAGCGACUCAUCCGUUAGCAAUUGCGGCUUGAACAGCACCGGCAAUCCAUCAUCACCUCCUGCUCCAACAAUGUUGCCGUUAUCUCCCAUAAGAGCCCCUGCUACGGUGGGAAGUCUGGCAGGAAGUCCUCCAGUUCCGGUAGCUAAUUCUCCAAUUCAAGGAAACUCUGUUUCCUCCAUUGUGGUUCCGGCCUUUGUUGUCGCCCUGGCUGCUGCUGCAUUUUUUGUGUUGUUAUUUUGAGUUGGGAAUGAACUACUAAUGUUAGUUUUUUUUUUUUUUUUGAAGAACUACUAAUGUUAGUUAUCACAAGGAAUUCGUAAAACAAACAAGCUUCAGUAGUGCAUUGGAUUCAUUUGUGGAAGACCGGAAGUGUUUCGGCCACAUCAUAAU